This is a messenger RNA of Opisthorchis viverrini, 225 nucleotides long. RefSeq lists its product as hypothetical. The transcript has 3 exons. Bases 1 to 225 code for a protein of 74 amino acids. The record is from RefSeq and is a predicted model, not a curated record. NCBI's taxonomy places the organism in Eukaryota, Metazoa, Platyhelminthes, Trematoda, Opisthorchiida, Opisthorchiidae.
AUGUUGUCCGGAAGAAUACUGGUUACGGAGAAGAAGGAAAUAGAUCUUCGUCUGCGUUUUCAUACAGUCAGCAAGGAAGAAGCCGAAGGGCCAUCUAUCACGACUGAUGACCCUGUUCGUGCUGUUCGCCUUGACUACGACAUCCUCAGGUCCGUAACUCUGGAUACGUCCUACUUGCUUUCGCGUGCAUUGGUGGAAUUCCUUGAAGUCCGUGUAUUCAUUUGA